AUGGUGAAGGAACUAUUUAAAGCUAAGAAGAGCUCAGCCCCAGAGAUACCUCCCCAAGCUGUAGGGAAGAAAGGCCUUCCUUCUAAAAUGAAAGACCAGCUGAAGGAAAUAGCUCUACGACAAGAUGCUAUACAUGCUGCCCCUUAUCUUCGAGCAGCAGUUCAGAAUGAUCUCCCACCUUUCACACCUACAGAAGAAGAGGAGGAGGAAGAGGAAGAUAGCAGCUCUGAGGGUGAGCCAGUACCAGACCCAGUUGCAGCAGCAGACGGGCAGGAUGAUGAGGACACUAACACUGAUGCAGCUGAUGAUGAUGACCUCUCCUCCAGCUCUGAUGAGGAUGCAAUAUAG
Abrus precatorius (Indian licorice) is the source of this 348-nucleotide messenger RNA. RefSeq names its product DNA polymerase epsilon subunit D-like. The transcript has 2 exons. NCBI's taxonomy places the organism in Eukaryota, Viridiplantae, Streptophyta, Magnoliopsida, Fabales, Fabaceae. The coding region runs from base 1 to 348 and encodes 115 amino acids. The record is from RefSeq and is a predicted model, not a curated record.